AUGAAGACAAUUGAAACACAAGUGGAUCAAUUGGCCAAUACCAUGAAGAACCAAAUGUCUAGAUCUUUUUCUAGUGAUACGGAGAAGAAUCCAAAAGAGUGCAAUACAAUUACUUUGAGGAGUGGAAAAGAAUUGGACGCUCCUACAGUUGAGAAGAAAAAGGUUGAUGAGAUCCCAAUGAAUGAUGAGAAAAAGAAGACAAAGAACCCACCCAAGAUUAUUACUCCAUUACCAUUUCCUGAAAGAUUUGACAAGAAGGCGAUUGAUGAGAAAUUUGCAAAGUUCUUGAAUAUUUUCAAGAAAAUACAUAUUAACAUUCCUUUUGUAGAUGCCCUUGAAAAAAUGCCAAACUACGCUAAGUUUAUGAAGGAGGUAAUGUCUAAAAAGAGUAAGUUAGAGGAUUAUGAAAUAAUGAAGCUAACAGAAGAGUGUAGUGCCAUUAUCAAGAGACAAUUAUCGGAAAAGUUGAAAGAUUCGGGAAGUUUUACAAUUCCAUGUGUUAUUGGUGAGCUACAUAUUGAGAAGGCCUUGUGUGACAAUUAA
Molecule: messenger RNA, 543 nt
Organism: Humulus lupulus (European hop)
Lineage: Eukaryota; Viridiplantae; Streptophyta; Magnoliopsida; Rosales; Cannabaceae
Exons: 2
Coding region: 1-543 (180 amino acids)
Source: RefSeq, a predicted model, not a curated record